This is a messenger RNA of Betta splendens (Siamese fighting fish), 1696 nucleotides long. It is a transcript of the gene myog, whose product is annotated as myogenin. The record is from RefSeq and is a predicted model, not a curated record. Gene Ontology annotation, molecular function: RNA polymerase II cis-regulatory region sequence-specific DNA binding; protein dimerization activity; DNA-binding transcription factor activity, RNA polymerase II-specific. NCBI's taxonomy places the organism in Eukaryota, Metazoa, Chordata, Actinopteri, Anabantiformes, Osphronemidae. Gene Ontology annotation, biological process: positive regulation of myoblast differentiation; muscle organ development; positive regulation of transcription by RNA polymerase II.
AUGUGCAGCAACAGCUAAACGUCGUGUCGGGUUUCUGGGGGCUCGUGCUAAAUUUAACCCUAUGAUCCUGCAGCAGGCAGAGGGGUUUAAAUGCCAGCCUACAGUUGCUCCACACCAGUUGUUCUCCACACAUCUUCCACUCAUCACAAACGCGAGCCAGGCCAGAAGACAGGCUCCCCCAACACUCCGACACACUUGCUCCCGGCGCCGGACCGACGACCACUUACAGUAGAGCAGCUCCGACGGACGCCAGGAUUUCUGUCCCCGUUCACCCAGACCACCAGCAUGGAGCUUUUCGAGACCAACCCCUAUUUCUUCCCCGACCAGCGCUUCUAUGAGGGAGGGGAGAACUACUUCCCCUCUCGCCUGCCCGGGGCUUACGACCAAACCGGCUACCAGGAUAGGAGCUCCAUGAUGGGCCUGUGUGGGAGUCUGUCGGGGGGCGUCGGCGCCGGGGUGGCGGCGGCCGAGGACAAGGCGUCUCCAUCCGGCCUGUCGCCUCACUCCGAGCCCCACUGCCCGGGCCAGUGCCUGCCCUGGGCCUGCAAGCUGUGCAAGAGGAAGACGGUGACCAUGGACCGGCGGCGGGCGGCCACGCUGAGGGAGAAGCGGCGCCUGAAGAAGGUGAACGAGGCCUUCGACGCGCUGAAGAGGAGCACCCUGAUGAACCCCAACCAGCGGCUGCCCAAGGUGGAGAUCCUGCGGAGCGCCAUCCAGUACAUCGAACGGCUGCAGGCCCUGGUGUCCUCCCUCAACCAGCAGGACACUGAGACGGGGCAGCAGGGACUGCACUACCGGCCCAGCCAGGCCCAGCCCAGAGUGUCGUCGUCCAGCGAGCCCAGCUCGGGCAGCACCUGCUGCAGCAGCCCCGAGUGGAGCAGCACGCCGGAGCAGUGCACGCAGGGCUACGGCGGCGAGGAUCUGCUGGGCGCCGACUCCCCGGAGCAGGGCAACAUGCGCGCGCUGACCUCCAUCGUGGACAGCAUCUCCGAAGCAGACGGAGCCUUUGCUGUGGACAUUCCCAAGUAGAACCCGCCACGCGCACGGGACUCAUAGAUGACCAGAGAUCCACAGGCAGUUGGCGGUAUCGCAAUUAGGGAUGGCGGGUGCAACUCGAGUGUGGUUCCUUUUCCGAUCUCAGUGUUCUGUAAUAGAUUCAGUCCAGCUUGUGAUCGAUCUCUGUAACUCUGCUGAUCCGUGGGUUUGUCAAGCGAUUCCUUUCGUUCACCGUGAGGCCUUAUUCCCCGUCUUAUGUCGUGGUCCAGACCUGUCAGGUCCACAAGGUCUGGGUCUAACUACAGAAGCUUUACUGCAUGAACCCAGUUGCUAGAAUCAGUCUAGUUAGGCCAGAGCCACAAAAGAGUGACACCUUGUUUUAAUCCUUACUUAAUUGACCGUUUCCCGUGACUUUCCUUCUAUUUGUGUGUGUUUUGUGUUUUUUAUGCUUAAAAACAUGAGUUUAUUUGUGGGGCCAAUAUGUACCAUGGCAGUUUUGACCAAGAUCUGCUUAAUUUAAAGUGAUUAUCAAUGCUAGUGAUGUAAAUACGUUCCCUUUUUCUACAGAGUGGUUUUGCCAUUUUAUUUUUUAUUUUGUGCUAACUUAUUUUUGACUUUUAUAACUAAGAUUGUUGUGUACUUGUAGAUGUUCCAAAAGGUGACAUUUGUCCAGUUCUAGCAAUAAAGACCAUUUUCAAUA